GAGAAAGAAGUUGGAGCAAAAGAGCAAGCUUUCUUCUGGCGAAGUUGGUCUAGAUGAAAACAUGGUGGAACACUCUGAGAUGGCAUCGUCUAUGAGUAAUGAUGGGCUUGAGCGCAAUGGUUUUAUUUCUUGCUCUUCGGAGCAGCUUUCCUUGGACUCCGAGAUUGAGAAUGAGGAGCUCUACAGCUUGUUGGAGCCUACUUGGGUAACUGAAGAAGAUGCAUUGCAUGAAGAAGAACAGCCACCUCAGGCUGUGAGUUUCUAUGCUCAUACUCCAAAGCAGAGUCUAUGGAUGGACACAAGUGAGAUGUUGGCCUUGGUUGGAGCUGAGCCUUGCUUGGCUCCCCUUUUCGGUGACAUCUCCAGCAUUGACUAUGAAUUUGAUGUACAAAAUGCAUGUGAGCAGCUCGUUUUUGGUGUACAGGAGUCUGUUGAUCUUAUUUCCUGGCAAGAGCAAGAGGAUCAUGCGGUCAUGCUUGAGCACGAGGUGGGAGGCUUGCAGAAGUUUCAGAAGGUUCACUGCUUGGCGAAAAGUCUGGAUGAAGAUGAGAAGGAGCAGGACAUGGUUGACAGUUUGAAGCCUCCGUUGGCUCUUUGCGUGGCUGAGUGCUUGGCUGAUGGAGAAAAGGAUCGCUCUUUGGCAGAUAGCUUGUCCAUGAAUGAGGUGAGAAGGUCCAUGACGUGCAACUUUGACAAGAUGCAUGGUAGGGAUCAGAGCUUGGAGGUGCAUGAGGUUCACUCCAAGACCGUUCUUUGCGAACAUGGCAUGAUGAAUGCGCAUGAGCAAGCUGCCAUCAUGAAUGAUUUCAUUCUGUCUGGAGUUUGGGAGCGCCCUGUUGAGGAGCAGGGGAAUCAACAUGACAUGGCAACUGAACAGAUGCACAAAAGACCAGUGAUUGAAAUCACUGAUGAACCUUCGAACUCUCGAGAUGCUGAGAUGGGCAUAGAGCAAACUUUGUCGAAUCUACGUGGAGGUUGUCCUGAGGAUUAUAGUAUUGAGGUUGGUAGUUCUUUCUUCCCUCCAUUGGCAACGCCUGAGUCCAUGGUUGUCAAUGCGGAUAUGUGCUGCAAGAGAGAUGAUUUUUGUGAUUGGUUUGAGGUUGAGCAGAAUGCGGUCAUGGAGGAUUUUAUGGCUUACUUGUCUUUGGGAGAUUGGGAAGGCUCUAGGACAAGUGAGGAGAAGAAUCCUAAGUGGCUUCGUGAGGAAUUGCAAAUCGAUGGCCAGAUGGGUCUCGUUGGCCCUUGUGUUCCACUGGCGGUUCCUGAUUUGCGUGGUGGUGCAGGUGGCUCAAACUCAACUAGGAAAAGAAGAGAAACAAAGGAGCUUUUUGAAAAAAUCAAAGAUGCAGUCACCGAAGCCAACAUGGAGGCUGUGCACAAGGCAAACUUGCGCAAGUUGUUGGAGGAGCUUGAGGGUUUGUUUUUCCAACCUGCUGAGCAACCACAGACCUUUUAUCAAUGGAAUGAAUCAAAGAUGAGGGAGAAAGAGGAGCAAAAGAAAGGCAAAGGCAAAGGAAAGUCUAAGUCUUCGGACUUGCCACGCUAUGAUCUUUCGAGGGAGUUCCCUCGCGCUGAGAUCGUCAGCUGGCAAUCUGUUCAAGCUGCACUUGAAAAAGCUGAAGAACCUGGGGUUGCAAUCUGCAAAUCGGCGAACCAUGUCCUUGAGUUGCAGGGGAUGGCUGCCACAAUUGGCAUUCAGCGCCAAAUGAUCCUGGUGGCAAAGUACGAUGAGGAUUGCACUCCUAUGGCGGCCCAAACCACCAUGAUGCCGUAUUUGGGAAACAUUGCGAUGGCGAAGGCCUAUGUUUGCACUCUGAAUGGGGAAAAGGCAAAUUGGAAAGAACAAACGUUGAAGGAAGUCACUUUGACUGGCAGAAAGGUUGAGGAUGAGGUGGUGGUUCGGGUCAUCGCUGUCCUUCAUUAUGUUGAAAAAUCUUGCCAUGAUGUCUUGUACAAGACGCCAGAUUUCUCACUGAAGCUGGCAGGAUUGGACAUUAGUGAAUGCAGAACCAACAAAUGGGAAUCCAUUUGCGGCACCAUCACUGGCUACGCUACUAUUCAGAAGGGCAAAGUGGAAGAUGUCAUCGGCAAAAGUGGACAGAAGGGCAUUUUCUUUUCGAGACUUGCGCAAGACUUGAAAGAGAAGCCAGAAGUCACGUGGAUUGAAAAGAAGGAAGCCGAGGACAAUUUGGUUUAUCUGCACAGAGUUCAGGAGCUUGCAAAGAAGGAGAAUGUUGCGAUGUGCUGGAGGAGGGGAGGAAGAAAUGACCUUGGCAUUCAGAAGCCAGAGGAGGACAAGCGCCGCUCCUUUGCAGUUUGGGGAGUCCCUGGACAUGUGGGGCCUGAGUGUUUGAGCCUGUGGCUCCAAGAACAAGGAUGGACGCUGGACUAUAAGCCCACAGAGCCCAGGAACAGAGGAGCUCCUUGGAGAAUUUUUGGAGUUUGCAAAGAAUUGACCAUGUUUUUCAAGGUGGACAUGGACGGUAAGGUUGCACCUACAGUGCCCUUCAGUGCGGAGAUUGCAGAAACAGUUCCUGACUCACAGACGUCACAGGAGUCAGGAAUGGAGGUGGAAGGAAAGAAAGGAGAGAUUAUCUCCUCACCUGACAAGCAGCGACCCAAGAUGACAGACACCCGCAUUUUGGGUGGCAUGCAGGGGCCAGCUGGUACGUUGGUUCAAGACCUGGGUGGACAAGGAGAUUGCGGAUGGCGCUGUGCUGCUUUUUUGCUUUGCAUGGCAAACUCCAAGCGGAAAGGGGAUCGCCAGACUAUCAAAGAGAAGAUCUCGCAGUUAGCUAGCGCACUUCGCGCACAAUGCUUGCACCAUUUGCUGAACACAGACCGCAGCUGGGAAAGUUUUUGGUGUCCAGACAAUGCUUGGACUAGCACUACUGAAGCUGGAGUUCCUGCCAAAACCGUGGAGGAAUUUCGCACUGUUUUGAAAAGGCCUUUGCGGUGGAUUUGUCACCUCGGAUGGCAAGCUUUGGCAUCAGUCAAGCAGGUGCACAUUGUCAUUUGGACUUUGGAAAAGCAUGGGUGGGUCAAAGUUGCAGUGGUCAGCCCCAAAGAGCACUGCCCAAAAGCACCCAUCCUUGGAGUAGUUCUUUCCAGGGGGCUCUACAUGGCACUGGUGCGAGACAAAGGCGAGUCUCCCACUAAAGACUGGCUCACAGGUGGCAAGAAUGAAAUUUGGCACAGUCGUGGACUUCAAGCUGAAAUCAUCGAAAAGUUCUACAAGAUUCAGCCAAAAGUUUUCCGCGGCGCUGGCUCUGCGGAUUGUUGCACGCCCAAAAAGGCUGACUUGGAAAACUUGGAGCAUUUGCUGAGAACCUGCUCUUCGGUGAGCUCGGGGAAAAUUGAUGAUUUGAACCUUUUGAAGACUUGCUCGCCGUUUCAUUCAAAGUUGAAGCAGCAAGCGGCACAGAAAGCCCGAGAGGAGGGCCGCACCACCACCUCCAGUUGCGGGCUGGGGCUGCGAACGCUUCAGAAACCAGCGCUGUUUUGCAAGUUGACUGCCGUGGAAAGAAAGCACGCGGAUUACAUUUGCCCUUAUUGCAAAAUGGGGGUUUUGCAAAUGCCAGGUAACCGACACCUGGCAAAGAAGACAAAGAAACAUCACCUGAAGCAAUGUGCCAAGAAACGAAAGAAGCAGAUUCAAUUGAAAGAGCUCCGGAAAGAUGGAUGGAACAUGGAACGUAAAAGCUACAGAGUGUUCAGGGCAAAGAGAGUUGAAACUUUGAAAGCGAAAGCUCUUUGCAAAGCAGCUUUGUUGAAACAUGAUCCUGUGGCUUUGAAGUGCAAGACUCCUUGUGAAAGUGACAAUAGGCUGCAGCAUCUCCUUUGGUGCAAAAAGUGCCACUUCACGUCCAGACAUGUUGCCUGGAAAAGGACCUGUGGCGACCGUGCUACACAGUUCAAGAACAAGGGCACGCGGCCGAGCACAUAUUGGUGGCAUAUCUAUGGGCGCAUCAAUGGCGAUAAGAAGAUGAGACAGAUUACUGAGAUUGACCAGCAGAAGGCGGCUGAGGUCAUCAAGGAGGUCAGUGGGGCUGUGGAUUGUCAAGGCAAGGAAACAUGGACCUUCAACUCCGGGGGCUUGGCUGGGCUCUGGAGGCUCAUUGAAACUUUGGAAGAUCUCAAAAGGGCUGACAGGCCUCUCGCAGUAUGUGUUCAAGAAGUUUCAUGCGACGUGCCUCGCUGGAAAAUUGUGCUCAAGCGCCUCAAUUUUCUUGGGUGCCACGUUUUCGCGAAUGGGCAAGUUCGAGAAGGCGAAAGCAAGAAGGGCAAUAUCACAUUAGUUUCCACUCUAACGGGAGGACAGAUGAUUGCUGAGGUCUCAACUUGUCACGGAUGUGCUGUUGCUGUGAAAGUCCACAACACCCUUUUGGUUAAUGCUUACGUCUGGCCAGGUGAGGAACAUGCCGCUGAGUUCGCGGCCACGCUGCAGGAAUGGGUUGGUGGUAUUGCUUGGAGUGGAAAGAUGUUGUGGUGUGGUGAUUGGAAUGAAGAAUUUGAAGAUAGCUGGAUUGCUGCGGCUGCUGGGAGUCACGGUUUGUGGCCUGUUCCCAAUGGCGAAGUUGACUGCUCUCGCUGGGAUGGAAGAAGGUUGAUCGAUUUUUUCCUCACGAAUGCGAUCGACCAUGCAGAUGCGUUGGCUGGUGCUCUUUCUCACAAAAUUUCUGACCACAAAAUCAUUUCCCUGGCGUUUGGAUAUGAAUGUAUGAUGGAGGAGGAACAAAAUUUCAAGAAGCAGAUGCCGUUUUUGAGACCGCUUUGGGUCGACCCUGAGAGAUGGAAGAAACUUUUUGAAGAAGCUUUCAACACUGGCGAGAUCACUGGUUGGCAGGAAGCAUGCGCUAGGAUGGAAAAGGACAAGCUGUCACCUGAUGGAUUCACUCCGCAAGAUCAAUUCAUGGUGGACUAUGCUUGGGAGCUGGUGACUUUGAAGCUUCUUUGGGUGAUGAAGCACACAUUCUUCUUUGCGCUUUUGGAGAUCCCGGAAGGUUAUGACAAUUUGAUUGAGAUCAGGAUGCUCAACAAACUGAAAAUGAGAGGAGUUCCCAGUGUUUUGCAGCUGGAUGAGGAAAUCAAAUCUUUGGAAAAUCAGAUCAAAAAGUACGAGCAGAACAAUUUCCACCAAGCCAUUGACCGCUGGAAGCAUAGCAUGCGCUAUGACCAAACUGCCAACUCUCAUUGGCUGACGCGCAAGAAGAUCGCUUACUACCCUUCGGUUGAACGGAUCAACUUGAUUAGGAUCCUCAUUGGGAUCACAUCUGGAGCUGCUGUGUGGAUGUUGCCCCGCCAGAUGACAUCAUGCUUAGGCGCUUCCUCUGGCCGCGCAACGUUGGCGAUUUGGAACUUUGUGAAAGAUUUCGAUCCGCUAUGA
Molecule: messenger RNA, 5386 nt
Organism: Cladocopium goreaui
Lineage: Eukaryota; Dinophyceae; Suessiales; Symbiodiniaceae
Source: the annotation of a GenBank genome assembly